AUGCCAGACAACUAUUUAACCUAUACUGGUUCGAAUUCUACAGAGACUAUUGAAAGCAGCACAAGCUCUAAUAUCAAUGGUGCCAAUAGUCAAAGUUUAUCACCUUCUUCAUUGGUCAUUAAUAUCCAAAAGCUGCUGUCUCCAAUAACUCUUUUGAAUGACGAUAUCUUAAAUUUAAUCUUGAGACAAUUGAACCAGAUUGAUGUGAUCAAUUUAUCACUUACUCACAGACACUUUUGUAGUGCAUGCAAACGUCGACUUCAUGCAACCAUUUAUGUUUAUUACGAUACUAAUGGCAAUGGCUCUCUACUCAAACACCAUGUUCCGCGAAACUGGUACGGUCCGCCAUUUGUAGGACAAACUGUGCUUUCAAACACAAAUUUCAAAAAAUAUUUACGCAGUCCAAAUGCUUUUACCUGUUUGAACAACUUGGUAAUUUUCAAUCAUUCAAUGGUUGAUGACGAAAUGUUGAGAUUUAUGCAGAGGACCCUCAACUGCAGAAUCUUGACCGAUCGACUUGGUGGAGGUGGUAGCGAUAUUAAUGAAACAGUGGCUUUACAACAAGAGUUGAACAAAGAGCUUAAACAACCCCAUUGUCUGAUAUUAUUUGAUUUUCAACUGCCUUUGCUCGGCAACGAGGAUUAUGAAUUUACAUGCGACAAUUUCCAAAUUAUGGAUUGGAGACAAUUUAUCCCAAACAAGAGAUUUCAUGCUACAAGUUUGGGCAUUAUGGGUUUUGAAAAACAAGCUUCCAGCAAAUUGUUUGAAAUAAACCUCGGCUGUCUAAAGUCUCUUACCAUUGCUGGAUUCAUGGGCAAACCUUUUCCAGAAUUAAAUGACAUUGAGAAUUUUGCUUCAAAAUUGACUUCCUUAAAAUGUCUACACCUUCAUAUCGGUAAAAAGAGCUGGUUUGAGUUUUGCAGAGCUAUACGUCAAAACUCACUACGUGAGCUUGCAGUACCAAUUUCAGUAACAAACCUGUGUGAUUUUUCAUUUGAAUUAUUGAAUUCUUUGCAAUUACAAUCCAAGUCUUUAAAAAGACUCGUACUACGCACACCUCCAUACAUUCCCGAUGCCACCUUCUUCACAGCAGGAACUCCUGAACGAGAAUUGGAGUAUUUUUUCAUCUUUCCGAAUUUGGAAGAAAUUGUCGAUAAAAUGGAGCUCUACACACUCGACAGAGUGUACACAACAAUGAAUACAAUUGACUUUCAUAGAGGAUCAUUAUGUGACCCCAGAACCUGUAACGGACUCCACAUUACUGAGCAAGAAUAA
Lodderomyces elongisporus is the source of this 1275-nucleotide messenger RNA. Its product is annotated as F-box protein. The coding region runs from base 1 to 1275 and encodes 424 amino acids. The record is from RefSeq and is a predicted model, not a curated record. The transcript has a single exon. Gene Ontology annotation, molecular function: protein binding. Lineage: Eukaryota; Fungi; Ascomycota; Pichiomycetes; Serinales; Debaryomycetaceae.